Cornus florida is the source of this 1288-nucleotide messenger RNA. RefSeq names its product 14-3-3-like protein. Gene Ontology annotation, cellular component: cytoplasm. Gene Ontology annotation, biological process: signal transduction. Lineage: Eukaryota; Viridiplantae; Streptophyta; Magnoliopsida; Cornales; Cornaceae. The transcript has 4 exons. The coding region runs from base 269 to 1063 and encodes 264 amino acids. The record is from RefSeq and is a predicted model, not a curated record.
AAGAUUUGAAUUCGAACUGAAUUUCAGACUUCGAAGCAACCUAAAUGAAAAAGUGAACCAUAGCUCACUGAAAACACUAACCACGGUGCACCCAUAGGUCUCAACUCUCAACAUCUCUCUCCACCUUUUCGCCCAAAAAUCAAAUUGAAUGAAUGAACCAGAGAGAGUCCAAUAAUUGCUCUUUUCGUCUCUCCGGAUCUUCCGAUUUCUCCUCUCUUUCUCUCUCUCUAAAAUUCCUUCUUUCUCUCUCUAAAACUCUCUCACAUCAAUGGCGGCCGCAUCCGCCUCUCCCUCCCCACGCGAGGAGAACGUGUACCUGGCCAAACUCGCCGAACAAGCCGAGCGCUACGACGAGAUGGUUGAGUUCAUGGAGAAGGUCGUCGCCGCCGUCGACGGUGUCGGCGACGAGCUCACCGUGGAGGAGCGCAACCUCGUCUCCGUCGCCUACAAGAACAUCAUCGGCGCUCGCCGAGCCUCCUGGCGGAUCGUAUCGUCGAUCGAGCAGAAGGAGGAGAGCCGAGGCAACGAAGACCACGUGAAGACGAUCCGAGACUACAGAUCGAAGAUCGAGUCCGAGCUCUCGUCGAUCUGUGACGGCAUUUUGAAAUUGCUCGAUUCGAAGCUCAUCGUUUCGGCUUCCAAUGGUGACUCCAAGGUUUUCUAUCUGAAGAUGAAAGGUGACUAUCAUCGGUACCUUGCUGAGUUCAAGACCGGAGCUGAACGGAAGGAGGCAGCUGAGAAUACACUCUCGGCUUAUAAAUCGGCUCAGGAUAUUGCAAAUGCAGAACUAGCUCCAACACAUCCAAUCCGUCUAGGCUUGGCUCUUAACUUCUCCGUGUUCUACUACGAGAUUUUGAAUUCGCCUGAUCGCGCUUGUAAUCUUGCAAAACAGGCUUUUGAUGAAGCGAUUGCAGAGUUGGAUACCUUAGGGGAGGAGUCCUACAAGGACAGCACAUUGAUAAUGCAGCUUCUUCGCGAUAAUCUCACUUUGUGGACUUCAGACAUGCAGGAUGACAAUGCGGAGCAGAUCAAAGAAGCACCCAAGCCUGAAGGUGAACAAUGAAGUUUGUUUAGGAUUAAUGGUUGUUAGUUAGGUUUUGUAAUAAUUUUGCUUUUUAAAAUCCAAGAGCUGCUUCUCGGGUUUACUGUUAUAGUUUUAGAAGGCAAAUCACUGUUUGUUAGUUUGUUGUGUUUGAUUGUAUUAUCUUCUCUCUUGAAGAUAUAUGUUUAUUAUUUUGUGGCAAUACUAUUUUUGCUAUGGUUAGUUUUUAUCUUGGAUUUUUUGCUA